Messenger RNA from Anopheles marshallii, 1145 nucleotides. It is a transcript of the gene Dll, whose product is annotated as homeotic protein distal-less. The coding region runs from base 118 to 1035 and encodes 305 amino acids. Lineage: Eukaryota; Metazoa; Arthropoda; Insecta; Diptera; Culicidae. Gene Ontology annotation, biological process: regulation of transcription by RNA polymerase II. The transcript has 7 exons. Gene Ontology annotation, molecular function: DNA-binding transcription factor activity, RNA polymerase II-specific; RNA polymerase II cis-regulatory region sequence-specific DNA binding. The record is from RefSeq and is a predicted model, not a curated record.
UACAACAACGGCCUUACAAUUCAUUUCGAUAAAGUGGCCUCGAUCGGCGCCAACACGCUCAACUUUACGGACCUGGGGAGCCCUUACGAGGGCCCCCCGAGCACACCCCAGUCCGGCAUGGAUGCGCCGGACGCACCGCACACGCCGAAGUACAUCGACGGCGGUGCGACGGCAACCGCGCCCGGCAAAUCGGCGUUCGUCGAGCUGCAGCAACAUGGGUUAGUGUUGUACGGUGGCAUCCGGAGCGGUUAUCAGCAUUUUAGCGCACAGGGCGGUCAGGAUUCGGGCUUUCCGAGUCCACGCGGUGCCCUCGGCUACCCGUUUCCACCGAUGCACCAGAACUCGUACUCUGGGUAUCAUUUAGGCAGUUACGCACCACCCUGCGCUAGUCCACCAAAAGAUGAUAAAUUAGAAGACACCGGUCUGCGGGUAAACGGCAAGGGCAAGAAGAUGCGAAAACCGCGCACCAUCUACAGCUCCCUGCAGCUACAGCAGCUCAACCGAAGAUUUCAGCGAACACAGUACCUUGCGCUACCGGAGCGAGCCGAGCUCGCCGCCAGCCUCGGGCUGACGCAGACACAGGUUAAGAUUUGGUUUCAGAAUCGACGAUCCAAGUACAAGAAGAUGAUGAAAGCUGCCCAAGCACCAGGCGUUGGAGGUGGACUUCCAUUGGGUGGACCGAACCAGGGAGGCCACAGUCCGUCACAGCACCAGAACAUGCAUCAAGGUAAGAUGACCGGUGGUGGCUCUAGCAGUGGUUCGCCUUCGCAUUUCCUACCUCCCGGACACAGUCCAACGCCGUCUAGCACACCCGUCUCGGAACUAUCACCUGGUCUUAGUCCGCCCUCGCAAGCACCCUGGGAGCAGAAACCGCCACCGCAUUGGGCCGACCACAAACCACCGCAGAUGGCACCGCAGACGAAUCAUGCACCUCCGCAACCGACCCAUGCACCGCAGAUGGGUGGCUACGUACCUCAGUACUGGUAUCAGCCGGAAACGAACCCGUCGCUGUUAACAGUGUGGCCAGCGGUUUAACAUAACGAGAAUGUAAAUUAUAAUUUUAAUCAUCCCUAGUGCAUAAGACGGUAAGACAUAACUCUCCUAGAUAAGUGUGGUGGCAUAGGUAGCGAUCCUAUACUGCCGGC